Molecule: messenger RNA, 957 nt
Organism: Durusdinium trenchii
Lineage: Eukaryota; Dinophyceae; Suessiales; Symbiodiniaceae
Source: the annotation of a GenBank genome assembly
UGGCUCAAAGGUAGUUGCACUGGCACGAUGUGCCUGUCCGUGAGCGAACACCGUCUAAAACCACAGUAGACGCCGGAACGACCGCGCUGCGAGAGUGCGCAGCAGGUGUGCCAUCCAGGAAUUCAGGAUGCCCUGGAGUGUUUGGCACUGGGUACUGCUCUUCGCACCAGCUGAGGGCUUGAUCCGGGAAUUCUAUACCACCAAUGCGGCCUGCAGACAACAGUACUGCAUCAAUCCAGUCUAUCCAGGCCUCCAAGAUUUACCUCGCUUGGAAAAGAAGAGGUGGGCCAAAAUUGGCUUGCUGAAUGUGUCCAAGUCCAUGGACUUCUGCAACGCCACGAUCGACUACAACGUGGCCUUGCCAAUGAGCGGCAAGAAUACCAGUAAGGCCUUCAUUCAGGAGCUGGUUCAAAAGCAAGAACAGGAAGCAGUCCAGACGUACUUCAUCCACUUGUCGGCCAUGGGCAUCGAGCCCUGGGACCACUUCAGGCCCUUCGAGGAUUCCUCCUUCCAACUGCGCAGCUGUGCGCGAGCUGUCGCCAGGAUGGCGUGCUACACCUACUUCCCAGCAGCCAUCCACAACGUCCCCGAUGGUGCUGAAGUCAGGUAUCAUCGGCCUUGUGACACGGGCUGCGAGAGCUACAUUCAGGCCUGUGGGGUGGAGUGCUGUGACGAGAGCACCGUGUGCGCGUGGAACGCUCCACCCACUGCGGCCCUGCCGAUGUUCCAGGCAGAGGUGGCGGAUGGUGACGAUCCGUCCUGCUGCCCCGACAAGAAGGCCAACUUGACCGAAACCUCGAGCCCUAGUUCUGCGCCCAGGCAUACGCAGGAUGCCGACGGCCAUGACAUCACUCUCUUGUCAGGGUAUGCCAAAGCAAGUGACGGCCUAUGUACUGGAAGAUAGCAGUUCACCCAACGAGAAAGCUGGUGCACGCGCGAAAGCUGCGAAGUGGUCAA